AUGUCUACAGACGAAAAUCUACCAUGGACCACUUCCCGCUGCAAUCGACUUCUUCGUCCCAUCUCCUCCCGCCUCACCACCCUGCGCAAAGAACUCGACAGGCGGCGACAGGCACUUGGAGAAGCGCCCAAUGCAUCCAAUGCCCUAUCCCAAACUCCUCCGAGCAAGCCUAACUCGUCCCAGGGCAAGCGCGCAAAACUCCGAGGCUUCGACAAGACAAUGGACCCCGACUGGGCGCCGGGCGCAAAUUCAGGGGGCGCAAGCAAAAAGACGUACCGCCGAAGGGGUUCGAAGAAGCCGAUUUCAGUACAACAAACAGCCUCGGAGAAUGCUAUUUUCAGGCGACCUGGCGAGAUUGCGCUGGCCACUCCGUUCAUUGCUAGGACGAGGCAAAGACUCCAAGACAGUCCUUACGUGCAUGGUUCGCCGCUGAAAAAUGCCACCAAAAAGAGGGGACCGCUUAUCGCAAAGGUGGAGCAGCUACAGCUUCUCAAGGCCCAGAUGACACCUACGAUAUGGAAGCUGGUUAAUGGCUUGUUUGAUGCAUAUGCAAACCUGCUAGAGGCCACCAAAGUGGACGAGAGGAAAACGAGGAAAGGAACAAGGUCCCUCAUGGCUACCUGCCUCCAAGAAAUGCCGAAAUAUAUCGCCCUAGAAGUACAUUUUGUACAGCUCGAGGAGGAGGAAGCUGGCGAGAAUGAAGAACGAGAUGUCUCGGCCGAAGUGUAUACCUGGCUCGAGGAACAAUUCGGAACCCAUACUGGGCAAGGCUGGCGACACCUUCGGCAGAUAGUUCGAGCUCAUGGUACUGCACUCAUGUGCGAUGCAUUUGAGGAUCAACUUCUCGGCCUAGAGAUGUUAGAGGCUGUUGUGUCGCUUUGCAUGAAAGUCUCGGCAUGGGACGAGAUUGAGAAAUUCAUGUGGACCUUUUUACCCUUCUUGAAACCAUUACCAAUUCCGGUCAAUGUUCAGUCUGAUCUCUUCGGUCGACAGACAUCCGUCUAUAUGAACAUUGUCAACAAAUUCGUCGCCAUGACGCAGCGACACCAAUUCCUCUACGAUCAGCUAGAGUACAUGGUCUCUCAAGAGCUUCUUCCUGUUGAGUGGCUCGCUACCGUACGAAUGGGGCCAAUCUGGAGCAGGAUUGUGUCCAUCUUGUCUGAUGGAGACCACCGGACUUAUGCCAAUGCCUUCCAUCUUCUUGAGACUGCGGUCUGUAUUGGUGUGGGCCUUCCAGAUGACAGUGUAUUAGAUUUCGAAGGCAUUGGUACGUUGUGCAAAUCAGCAAAGGUGUCCUCUAGCAGUGCCCUUCGAGAAGCACUGGAUACGACUUUCUCAAGCCUCUUUACACUGUUGGCUGGGAUCACACUUGCGCGCCGUGCUGAAAGGCAAAAAGUCGAGGAAAUUGCUGUUCACGAAGUCACCUGGGUGCUAGAUUCCCUUGCUGUUGGCUUGUUAAAGAGAAAAAGCAUCAUGGACGAACUAGAGCGACGUUCACCGGACGAGGAUCGUUUGCGGGCUUAUGCUAAACGGGCUCUGUGGUCGCUUGCUGCGCCAUUUUUAAUACAUCUAGAAGGAUCUCUAUCUCAGCCAGGCAUGACACCUAUAAAUCAUUCAAUGCUUGUCAGGAGUUUCCACUGGCUGGUCUCACAGUACUCAUUGGACGAUAUCAACGUGUAUCCCAUUCUCGAGACACUCCCGACAUUCAUAUCAUCGAUAGCCCGGUGCUCAGGCAGACCUCGGAAGCACGACGGAUUUGAUGAACUCCAACGAUUAGUCGAUGGCAUGUUGUCCAAGAAGAGUCUUCAGUCUCCACACAAGUCAUGGAGUUUGCAACGGCUGGCGCUGGAUUCUGCACUGGAGUUUGCUCACAGCACUGGUGAUCCACAACACAUAGCUUAUGUUCGCCGGGUCGAGACAUCGCUAACCAGGAAGGGUCGUGUUAUGCUAAACUCGUCAAACCCCUCGAAUCAUUCACCGUCCUCUCGAGCCGGGUUUCAUUGGGAAGAAGGCAUUGGCGAGUGGGUGGCUUGCACGCCGUUCGCAAGGCAAGCGGCUCAGCCAGUGGCAAAGAGCCCGAUGUACCCUCUCGAACUAUUACCAACACUCACGCCUUCGGAUAAUGAG
Messenger RNA from Lindgomyces ingoldianus, 2127 nucleotides. RefSeq lists its product as uncharacterized. The transcript has a single exon. The record is from RefSeq and is a predicted model, not a curated record. The annotation marks the transcript as partial. NCBI's taxonomy places the organism in Eukaryota, Fungi, Ascomycota, Dothideomycetes, Pleosporales, Lindgomycetaceae.